AGUAGCAGCUCUUAAUGCUCUAUGCGACACGCUUUUAAGUAACGCCUUCAGACUGAUAUGGGCUAUCACGAGGGACGGUUGUACACGUAUGUAAGAUUAAUGCAUAGAAGAGAAACCACUAGAGCAUUACCGGUUUAGCUGGAACACAUCUAUCCCGUUUUAACUUGGCAGCCCGUUUAACCUUUGUUAUUACUACUACGAUUGUAUCUUUUGCCUUUUGGCGCCGGUGCGCAUCUAGUGCUCCAUUUGCAGCUAUCUGCAUUGCGCACUGUUAUAGGCCUCUGUUACAAUGGGCUAACCCGAAACCUUUUAAGAUAAGCAAAACUCAUACCUCAGUCAAAUACGCCAUUUGCCUCCCGUAGUGGCGUCAAUGGACAACCCUUUAUCUUUAACGGAAGACCGUCCAACGCGCAUGCGGGACAGUUUGGCGCGUCCUGUGUCUCGCAGCGCAACACGACACAGUUCAGCCGAGCCUUUCGGCCUGGGACCCUGUCGUGAUCUUAGCACUUCGGACACUUCUUACGUCUGCGACGCCGUGGUCCGGCCUCGACCACACCAGCUAGCCCGUCGACUGUCAGCUUACGAAUGCCAACUCGCCAAUGGGCUUCCCCUUUUCGCACAAACAGCGCAUGGCGGGGAGCUUAGCUUUGUCAUGGAAUGCUCCCAUCAAUCCUCCUCACUGGCGGCCCCGUCGCUACACCGACAUGGAGGCGGAAGCCGUGCAUCAUCGGCAUUGGUGCAGCCCAGUCGCAGUCAGCCGCGUGACUCAGCAGCUACAGCUGCAGCAGCCAACCUCAUGAACCGCUCACACAGCAUGAUCGCCGCCUCGCAGCAUCCCUUUGGCUCCGCCCACGGAGGCACAGCCAUGGGCGACACAAUGUUCGGCGGCAUUGCGUCCCCAAACAGCAUCUGCGGCAGCGCAAGCAAGCGCAGCCUCCACAUCCCCUCCCACACCAGAGAGCCCUCCUACCUGGCGCUCCCCACCAACCCAACCUCCACCGCGGCGCCACGCAACCACGCAGCAGCAGGCAUCGUUACCUGCACCGCAGCCGCGGCAGCAGGCGCGCACGCCGCGUCCUCCAUGCACGGCCCCGGCGUGCCGAAAUGCCCCGUCACAGCCGCGGCCGCCGCCGCCGCCUCCACAGCCCUCCGCAAAUCCCACCACUUCCACCCCCUCUCCCUGUCGCGCCCGCAUCACAGCUGCUUCCACCUCGCCUGGGUGGGCGGCUGCACCGUGUACGUUGCAGCCUUCGCGCCCGCCGCGCUGCUCCCGGUGAUCCGGCCUCAGCUGCAGCUGAGCCUGGGGCAGGUGGGCGCGGCGGCGGUGGCGGCGCUGGUGGCCUCCGUGUUCACUCGCUUCCUCAUGGCGGUGCUCGUGCGGCGGUACGGACCUCGGUACUGCCAGGUGCUGACGCUGCUGUACACGGGCCCGGUGCUGGCGUGCAUGACGCUGGUGACUGGGGGCACGGGGUUCGUGCUGAUGCGGUUCCUGCUGGGCGCCUCGCUGGGGCUGUUCGUGGUGGCGCAGUGCUGGGUGGUCGCCAUGUUUGACUGGAGCGUGCUGCGUACGGCAGUCAACUCCGCCGCGGGCCUCGUCAGCUCCGGCGGCGGAUUAGUCAUGUUGCUCGUACCGCUGCUGUACAUCGGUGUACGGCCGCUGUACGGCGGCAGCGACGAGGCCGCCUGGCGCGCCACCUUCCACAUCCUCGCCGCCGCUUGCAUCGUGAUCGCCGUACUGACGCUCAUGUUUGGGCAGGACACUCCCUCGGGAGAUCUGCUGGAUCCGAAACCAGCCCUCCCUGCCAACUACUACAUGUCGUACAGGAUCCGGGAGAAACCCAAUAUGGCUGCUGCUGCUGCUUCCCCGCGGCGGCACCCGGAGGAGGAGUACGGCUACAAACCCGCUAUCGCGAUCUCGCCUGGCGGCGCCGCUGCUGCUGUCGGCACGUUCGGCCACCAACAGCAGCCCUACCCGCAGCUGCAGCAGCAGCAGCCUCACAUGCUGGUAGUUGAGGGUCCGGGACCGACAGCGGAGGCGCGGGUGUCGCCGGGGGGCGGGCAGCGUGCCGGAGGUGGGGGUGGGGGUGGGUUGCAGGAGGAGGGGGAUGCGGACUCGGGCCCCGCGCUGUGGAGGCGCAGGGAGCUGCAGCAGCUGCUGAGGCGGGAGACCUCGCGGACCCGGCAGCCGCUGCUGCGGCAGGCGCAGCAGCAGCAGCAGUAUAUACGGGAGCAGCAGCAGCAGGGGUCACCUCCACAGCAGCAGCAGCAUGCAUGGGAGCAGCAGCCGCCGCUGCACCCCCACCUGCACGACCAGCUGCAGCAGCGGCCGCACCAUCAUCCCCACCAUCCCCACCCCCCCCAUGACAGCCACCCGCAGCAGCCCCAGCAGCAGCCGCACCGCUCCCACCCCCAUCCGCCCAGCCACAUGCACCACACGCAAGCGAGCCCAGCACCCUGCCACCAGCAACCGCAACUCCAUCCACAGCAGCAGCAGGAGCGGCCUUCCCCACCUGCGGCGGUUGGAAGAGCCAAGUGCGGAGCUCAGGUGGGCGACUCGGCGGACGUACCCGGGGGCAGCUGCCCACCUCCUCCGCUGGGGGGACCCCCCGCACCUCUAGCGACUGCAGAAGCAGCAACCGCGGCACCAGCAGCAGCCGGGGACAACGCGCCCGAGCCCUCUCUGCUCCGAAGCUCCAUCGCCGCCGCCGCCGCGGCAGCCGCCUCCAACCACCCCCAAGCAGCCGACCCGACCCCGGACCUCCCCUUGCUGUCUGACCAGCACCAGCCGCCCCACCCGCCGCGCACCUCCACUCCCGCACACCGCGCUACCAGUGGUGGAGGCGGCGGCGGGAGCAGCAAGGAGGGUGCUGCGGGUGCUGCUGCCAAGGGCGUCACGGGUCCUCUUGCCGCCACCUCUCGAGGUCACCUCUCCCAGGGAGGCAUGCAGCAGCAGCAGGGGCAAGGAGCUGGCACUCCCAGGCCCCGCUCGACCACCGGAGGGAGUGCGGGCGCGGUGCGGCGCAGCGGUGACAUGGGGGCGGCGGGAGAGGCGGGUGCGGGUGCGCGGCGCUCCAGUGCGAGUGGGGGCUCGGAGGGGUCGGGGCGCAGCAGCGACAGCGGGGCGGCGCAGCAGCGGCUGGAGGAGCACGUGCACCUGUACGGCAUCGUACUGCGGAACCCCAUCUGCUGGAUCCUGGCGUUCAACAACGGCUUCACCUUUGGUGUGCAGCUGGUGGUCUUCAACGUGCUGCCCAUCUACCUCACCGACGUGUUCAGAAUGGGAGUCAUGCGGGCGGGCUGCGUGGCGUGUGUGUUUGGCCUCUCCAACAUCGUCACGCGCGUCAGCGGCUGCCAGCUGUCGGACGGGCUGAGUCGGCGGUACGGCAUGCGGGGUCGGCUGUGGCUGCUGUGGGGGCUGCAGGCGGCGGGAGGUGUGUUUUGCGCGCUGCUGGCGAGUGUUGCGAACAGCAGCUUCGGAGGCACCGUGGUGCUGCUGAUCCUGUUUGCGGUGUCCAUCCAGUUGGCCUGCGGGGUGAUGUUCUCCAUCACCCCCUUCGUAUCCUACCGGGGCUAUGCGGUGGUGGCGGCGGCGGUGGCGGCGGGCGGCCAGGUGGGGGCCGCGGUGCUGCAGGGCGCCUUCUUCACGCAGGCGGGCUUCUCCUACAAUCGCGGCUUCCAGUUCAUGGGCAUCGCCUCCGUGGUUGCCUCCGCCUCUCUGCUGCUGCUGCGGUUCCCCAUGUGGGGCGGCAUGCUGGCGGGCCCCAGUGACACGCAGGCGCACGACGAGUGGGCGGAGGAGCGCUACUACGCGCGCGAGUGGAGCGAGAUGGAGCGCGCGCAGGGGCUGGCGGAGGCGGCGGCGGGGUUCGCAUGGCUGGCUAAGGCGGAGCGGCCGCCGCGGCGGGGCCUCAGGG
Astrephomene gubernaculifera is the source of this 3914-nucleotide messenger RNA. Lineage: Eukaryota; Viridiplantae; Chlorophyta; Chlorophyceae; Chlamydomonadales; Astrephomenaceae. The record is from the annotation of a GenBank genome assembly.